AUGGCUCGGUUCGAUAUCCAGGUGUCGACGCUACCGAACCAGCUGCGUGUGGCGACCGAAGCGGUGCCAGGCCACUUUAGCGCAGUCGGUGUCUAUGUGGAUGCGGGCUCGCGCUUCGAGCGCCCAUGGGUGCCUGGUGAAAGCGGCGUGAGUCAUAUACUCGACCGCAUGGCAUUCAAGAGCACGAGCACGCGGUCGUCAUCGGACAUGGAGCAGCUGAUGCAGUCGGUCGGUGGCAAUGUGAUGUGUGCAUCGUCGCGCGAGACGAUGAUGUACCAGUCGUCGGUGUUCAACCAGGACGUGCGCAAGGUGCUAGAGAUCUUUGCCGACACGAUCCAGAACCCCACACUCGAUGCGGCCGAGCUGGCCGUGCAGCGCGAGGCGGCGGCCUGGGAGGUGAGCGAAAUUUGGAGCAAGCCUGAGAUGAUUCUUCCCGAAAUGGUGCACGCUGUUGCCUUUAAAGACAACACGCUUGGGCACCCUCUAUUGUGUCCGUUGGAGAGCCUUGAUGUGAUGACCACAGACAAUUUGCGCGAGUACAUGCGCCAAUGGUACCGCCCUGAGCGGAUCGUCGUGGCGGGCGCAGGCAUGGCACACCACGAACUCGUGUCGAUGGCGUCGGAGCUGUUUGGUUCGAUGCGCAGUGAGCCGCAGGACCCGGUCGUAGCGCAGCUUGCGAACGAACGUGCGCGCUACACGGGCGGCGAGCUGUACAUACCGGACGCCUCGACUGAGUUCACACACGUGUACGUGGCCUACGAGGGCCUGUCGAUACAUGACGACGACAUAUAUGCGCUGGCCACCAUGCAGAUGCUGCUCGGUGGCGGCGGCAGCUUCAGCGCGGGUGGUCCGGGCAAGGGCAUGUACAGCCGCCUGUAUACCAAUGUGCUCAAUCAGUAUCACGCUGUCGACCACUGUGCGAGCUUCCACCACUGUUACGCAGACACGGGCGUGUUUGGCCUGUCCGCGAGCGUGCACCCGAGUUUCAAUACGUCGGUGCCGUAUAUGAUUGCGCGGGAGCUCGAGCUCUGCACUUCUGGCAUGUACCGCAACUGUGUCACGAAGAAUGAGUGGGAGCGUGCCAAGAACCAGCUCAAGAGCAGCCUGGUCAUGGCACUCGAGAGCCGCCUCGUCGAGGUGGAGGACCUCGGGCGUCAGGUGCUCGUGCACGGCCACAAAAUUACCGUGAACGAGAUGUGCCAGGCGAUUGACCGUCUCACGCUCGAUGAUCUUCACCGCGUCGCGAAGCGCGUGUUGAUGAGCGGAAAGCCCAGCACAGUCGUAGCGCAGGGCGAGCUCGAGGGGCUCGGCGAUGUGCGUCAGCUGCUAGCAUCACGGGGUAUGUAG
This is a messenger RNA of Malassezia sympodialis ATCC 42132, 1347 nucleotides long. RefSeq lists its product as uncharacterized. Lineage: Eukaryota; Fungi; Basidiomycota; Malasseziomycetes; Malasseziales; Malasseziaceae. Gene Ontology annotation, cellular component: mitochondrion. The coding region runs from base 1 to 1347 and encodes 448 amino acids. The transcript is spliced from 2 exons. Gene Ontology annotation, molecular function: metal ion binding. The record is from RefSeq and is a predicted model, not a curated record.